GAGGCCAACUAGGUACGACUACUUUGAUGAAGAGAGUCGAUAAGGGUCGAGGCAACUUCACGACUCCCCUUCGUCCUACCCUUCUGGGUAAGUCAUCAUCAUGAAGAUAGGCAUAUGCAAUCCCGCGGCGCGUUGGCAUGUACAUGCUGCGGAUGUCUCUUCCUCCGUGGUUACAGGGUCCUUUUCCUGCUAACCUCUCUUACUUGGCCUUCCCACUUUUUUCCUUGUGACUUCCGUGACCCCACCCGUUUAGAUAAUUUUAGCAAGGGUCGACAAAGACAUUUCCCAUAACCGCCAACUCGGCUCGUAAAAUGGAGAGGAGAAACGUGAC
Molecule: messenger RNA, 331 nt
Organism: Aspergillus costaricaensis CBS 115574
Lineage: Eukaryota; Fungi; Ascomycota; Eurotiomycetes; Eurotiales; Aspergillaceae
Exons: 2
Coding region: 115-291 (58 amino acids)
Source: RefSeq, a predicted model, not a curated record